This is a messenger RNA of Durusdinium trenchii, 3750 nucleotides long. The record is from the annotation of a GenBank genome assembly. NCBI's taxonomy places the organism in Eukaryota, Dinophyceae, Suessiales, Symbiodiniaceae.
AUGCCAAAAGCCUUUAGUGGUCCCUCUGGGAGCCUGUUCAAGGCUGUUCCUGACACGCUCUCAGUCCUGGAGGGCUUGGAUUUAGAUGCCAUCUUUGUGGACGUGAACGAGGCGAAUUGGGCACUUCGUUUCAAUCACUCCUUCGUCAUUGACACCCGAGAGCGAGCCGAUGGAGGAGAAGUCUACCCCUUGCAGUUGGCCUUGGGCAAAGCGAGUGCACCAUCCAGGGAUUUGCCCCAGAAGCUUCGAGAUAAGCAGAGCUACAUGCGAGACCAGAGGUUCCAGAAGCUGGAUUUGGAGCGCCUCUAUGGACGGCCUCUGGAAUACUUGCGCUGUGACCCCAAAGUUCCGCCGCAAGCGGAUGGCGAGCGCUGCGCUCCCUUCAAAGGGGACCGGUGCUUGGCUCACGUGGAGCUUUCUUCUCUUGAGGAGCUUCACUUCACCCCGAGACCUCUAAAGUUGGUCUUGGGUGUGAUGGCCAUGACCAGCCAGGAGGAGAUACAAGAUGCGCAUCGUGCCACUUGGAUGAAGAAACCUGGUGUGUGCCCGGUGCAGCAGUACCAAGACGUGAGGACUUUGGCCAAUGACUCGGUACGGCUGGAGUCUGUCCCGGAGCCACCCGCGAAGUGGGAUGGCUUCAAGGACAGCAAGGGCACUGAGUUUCGGUUCUGGGGCACGAAUGGCCAGUCCUUUACGGCAGGUGUCUUUGGCGAGUUCUAUGCCCUUAGCUCUAGCUUGCUGGAAUGCUUCCUUAAAGAAGAUGCCAAGAAGGUCGCAAGGAGCGGCUUGAUCCACGGGCACAAGACUACUUGGGGAAGCGAGUGGUGGAAGUAUGCGGAGGAUCAAGUGCUUCGAACAACGCUCUUUUACGCGGAGGAGUCGCCAGCGGAAAGAGCGAACUUGGCAACCUGGAUCACCAGUGUGCCUCGAGUGCAGACUGGCUGGAUUCCUAUGGGCGGCACGCGUGCUUCGCCGCCAAACAUGGCGACGUUGGUUUAUCUCAUGGACGAGUACAUGGGCGAGCCCUUUGAGCGCACUGCAAUCAACUGCAUACCUUUCGAUCGCAUGCUGUUAGUUGGUGAUGAGCAUCAAUAUCCGCGCUGGAAAGCGGGAGAGCGCAGAGGGGCUUUAGCGCGGCCGCUGCAGCAGCGCGUCAACAUGGAGUGGGCGGUGGCUGAGUGCCAAUCCAGUGCAACCCAUCGAACCUUUGUGGUGCCAAUGCUUUUGUUCCGCUUGAGCAAUUGGACGGUGGAUGGUCAGAAUCAGAACAUCCAUUGUAAGCAAGUGUGGGUGGCAGUGGCGAUGGUGGUGGCUGUGGAAAUUUUGGCCGCUGCUAAGAAGGGAGUGUCGCCUAGCAUUGGCAUUGGUGGCUUUUUGCUGGCUCCAUUGAAUGCAUUGGAGGCAUUUUUGAAAAGAAAGCUGCAGAUCUUCGUGGGAGCAUUUGCGCCGUGGUUUGGUAUUGUUGGUGAGCGCCGUGAUGCGCUGUUAGCUUCAGAUUUGAUGCAAGGCGUGUCCAUGCGAGGGCCCUUUGCUGCAGCUGGCUUCGAAGCGGAAACCUACAUUGUGACCCAAAAGUACGUGUUUUCGUUGGAAUCUCGCGCCGAUGCUUUGUCCUUCCUUCCGGAGAAGCCGACAAGCAAAUCCACGGAAGGGCCGGCUUCGGAAGCCGGUGCUACUCAGAACGAGAUGCCGCAGUCGAUUUCACCUUCUACGGGCAGUAUUGGUCAUCCAGAAUUCUGUCGAAAGCCUUGCAUCCUCUUCAAGCAUGGUCAUUGUUACAAAGGUGCGAAUUGCGAAUAUUGCCACUGCAACCACACCGGGUAUGUCAAGUUGGACAAAUAUCAGCGUGAAACGCUCCAAGCUCUUUCGCAGGCAAAUUUGCUGGGUUUUUUGCUACCUCACCUUCGAGAGCGUGCAACGAAAAUGGAUGAUCCCAAUGCUGCUGAAGAGGUGCUUGGGCUGAUGGAGCAGCACCUCGCCCAGAUGCCAAGCGAGAGGAACAACUGGAUUUCUUUCUGGAAGUUGGCCAAAUUGAAUCGAGUGUUGAGCCAGAUGAGUUUUCUCCGCUUGGUCAACCUUUGCCCUUGUCGCACGCUGCCACGCAUCCAAUAUGCUAUUGAAGUGCUGCAACAGCGGUCGCUGCGUUCGAUCCAUUUGAUCGGUCAGCUCCGGAAGCGCAAACUGGCGCCUUGGCUUCUGUGGAUCGGUGCAGACGCGUCCUUCGUGGAUUUCGGCGAGGACGUGCUGCGCAGGACUCUCACAGAGUACGCAGCCGAGCAGGUUCAGGUGCUCAUCAGCCGCGAUCCCCAUGGCCGGGCUGGGAACUCCCUGUCCCUCUUCAACGCGGACGUGAUUUUGAUCCGGAGGUCAUCUUGGAGCUCUCAGUUCCUGCAACGUUGGUGGGAUGAUCCUCGCAUGAAGGAGGGGUGGACAGACCAGGAGGUGUUGGAACUUCUCUACAAAGAGGACGUUAUGGGAGCACAAGCAGCUUUUGUGCUCUUGCCUCCUGGCACGCUGAACUCCGACUCCAGAAGCAUCAUUGCAGCUGUGCCUAAGCAGCAGCCGGUGGUGCACUUGGGAGGCCACGGCGACACGGUUCGCUUGGAGGUCUUCCGCAGGGCUCUGGAGCUUCUGUGCGAGGAUCAAUUGGACCGCAAUUCCUUGCAGCUCCAAGAUACCUACUUGGACUCCUUGAGAAGGGUCACUACCCAACCUGAGGGCACCAGCUCGGGACACCUGCAUUCCAGUGUGAGCGCGGGGCAUUUUCAACGGCUGGCGUGGCACCUAGAGGUCAAGGGGCGUGUUCAGGAGGCCUUGGCAGUGCAGGAGGCCGCGCUGCAGCAUGCAAAGCGUAGCUUUGGAAGCUCGGAUCCACAGACCCUCCUGGCCGAAGUGGCGCUGGGAACCAGCCUCCGGGUGGCUGGCCGAGGCUCGGAGGCGGCGCAGCUGUUGGCGAAGAGCUGCAAGAAGCUACCGGCACGCGACAAGUUCACCUGUGUGAACAAUCUGGCAUUGGCUUUGGGCAGCAUUGGCCGACAUCAGGAAGCUGAGGUGCACUUCCACAAGGCGCAUCGUGGGAUCGUCAAGGUCUUGGGUCACGAUAGCUUGGCUGCAGCGAACGUGGCCGUGAACUUGGCCAGCAGCAUGGCGCAACGCCAGGCGCAUAGGGAGGCAGAGCCUUUCUAUCGCAGCGCCUGGUCUACCCGCAACGCCUCGCUGGGUGCAACUCAUCCAGAGACCCUCGAAGUUCAGGGCUUCUUGGCUGCAUCUCUGUUGGCCUCGGGACGUCCACGCGAAGCAGAGCAGGUGCAGCGACAGGCCUUGCCUACUGGAGCAAGUCCAGAGGUCUUGGCACAGGCGCACAGCACCUUGGGCCAAGCGCUACGGCUACAGGGAAAGGUCUCUGAAGCGUUGGAGCAUUUCCGUGUGGCCUACGAGACUUUCCAAUCACCUCCUGAAGGCAAUCGCAACCCCAACAUGUUUGCUGCUGCAAGCAACCUAGCGUCUGUAUUGCAAGAUCUGGGUCGGUUGGACGAGGCGGCUCCUCUCUAUGAGCUCGCAGUGCUUGGUCUAGAAGAGACCUUGGGGGUUGACCACCAGAACAGCCAGGGAGCACGCCAGAACUACGAGAAGUUCAGAGAGAUGAGUUCUACCAAGCGACAAGAAAAAAUGCGUGUGAGCCACGUCAGUUGUUGCUUUGACCAGUUGCCGAAGAAAGUUUAUUCUUGCAAAUCAAUAUAUCUAUGGUAG